Exaiptasia diaphana is the source of this 768-nucleotide messenger RNA. Its product is annotated as release factor glutamine methyltransferase. The record is from RefSeq and is a predicted model, not a curated record. Bases 1 to 768 code for a protein of 255 amino acids. Gene Ontology annotation, cellular component: mitochondrion. Gene Ontology annotation, molecular function: methyltransferase activity. The transcript has a single exon. NCBI's taxonomy places the organism in Eukaryota, Metazoa, Cnidaria, Anthozoa, Actiniaria, Aiptasiidae.
AUGGAGAGUGAAAAUCGAAACGACGAGAUAGAUUAUCAUGCACACAUCUACAAUGAAAUGCGAUUACUCCAUGAAAAAGAUUCUUCUAUAAUGCUUCUCAACAAGCAAUUUGCUAUCCAACGGGAUGUAUGGCAUCCCAGCGCCUGUUUUGAUUUAGCAGAACACACGUGCAAAGAGRUUCUAAGGCUCGUAGAAGAAGAAGUUUCAAAUCGCACAGGCAAAACCUCGUUCGAUUUCCUCCAGGUUGGGUGUGGAUCAGGGUAUAUAUCUGUUCUCGUCGCUCUCUCUUCUGAAAAAUGUCGAGUYUGGGCCACUGAUAUCAACGAAGCUGCUGUACUWAACGCAAAAGAGAAUGCAAAACUUCAUCGAGUGGAACAUCGGGUCAAGGCUGUAGUCGCUGAUGUGUUCAACAACCAUGAGAUCAGUGGAAGAAAGUUCGACAUGAUUUUCUGGAUUCCUCCUUGGGCAGGGCAGCAUACUGACAAAGAAGCUCAACUAGAUCAUCCUCUGCUGUUCAGCUUCAUUGAUCCUGGCUACAGUGCUCUUCUACGCUUCUUCAAAGACGCGGGAAGCUAUCUGAAGGAAAAGGGGAGAUUGUUACUUGCCUUUUCCUAUAAAGUUGGUUCUGAAGAGCUUUUCAAGAGCAUCGCACACGGGAAUGGCUGGAAAUUGGAAAUUAUCUCAAGUCAAAAUCUCAACUUGAAUCUAAAUGGUACCUCCAAUGAAAUACCAGUUAUUAUGGUUGAGUUUCUCAAAAGAGAAACAUAG